AUGACAUGGGAUGGUCGACACGAUUUAGGUUACAAGCACAAGUGCGAUUGCGGGCGUUCGUACAAGCAAUUGCACACGCUGAGGAGGCACAAAAAGUACGAGUGCGGGACGGUGCCGGCGUUCCGGUGCCCCUUUUGCGGAUCGAUGCACAAACAUCGGUUCGACAUGAACAAGCACAUCAAAAACGCGUAUCUGGCCAAGUCGACGUUGCGUCGCCAUUUGAAAUUGGAAUGCGGUAAGAAUCCCACGCACGAGUGCAGGAUUUGCGGGCUGUUUUUCAAGCACAAACACCGAUUGGUCAGCCACCUGAAGUCCUGGCACUUGCCGGAAGACUCGAAGAACGCCUUGCCGUUCGAGUGA
Messenger RNA from Phyllotreta striolata, 360 nucleotides. The record is from the annotation of a GenBank genome assembly. NCBI's taxonomy places the organism in Eukaryota, Metazoa, Arthropoda, Insecta, Coleoptera, Chrysomelidae.